UGCCGGCCCAGGGCCGUUGUAGCAUGUUGUUUCCUCGCUCUACUGUGCUGGCAGCGAUGCUUGUGGUAUCAAGCAGGGCGUUCCGAGCCAAUGUUUUACCUGCCUGGGUCUCAGUCGCAUCCUUCGCGAGAGGUAGAUCGCUGUCCUCGGCAGCAGCGUCAUCGUGCAGUGCUGCCACUGGGGCAGCCCCCGACAUGGGCUGCGCUGCUGUCGUCACCGGCGAUCUUCAACCACAGCCCCUCUUCAAGUUCUUCGAAGAACUCAGCUCGAUACCCCGGGCCUCCAAGCACGAAGCCGCGGCGCUGGCCUACGUGAAACGGUUCGCGGAUGACCGCGGGCUGCCGUGGCGAGAAGACGGGUACGGAAACAUGGUUGUCGAGAAGGAGGGGAUGAAUGGGGGAGAGGGCGCCCCCAUCGUCGUCAUCCAAGGUCACGUCGACAUGGUCACCGAGAAAAACUCGGGGUCUUCCCACGACUUUCUCAAGGACCCCAUCCGUCUGUUGGUAGAAGGCGAUUGGCUGACGGCCGAUGGGACAACUCUCGGGGCGGACAACGGGAUUGGCGUCAGCGCGGCUCUCGCUCUUUUGGACAUGCCGGUGUCCUCGGGAGCGCGGCUUCCUCCCCUCGAGUGUCUCUUCACGGUCGAGGAAGAGAUCGGAUUGGUCGGUGCGUUCGAGCUUGACGGGAGCCUGGUGAAGGGGCGAACGAUGCUCAACCUCGAUACCGUGAAGUGGGGAUCUCUGUUUGUUGGGUGCGCGGGGGGCGGGGAUUCGCUGAUCACGCUGCCCGUGGAACAAGAGGCCGUCGAUCCCGCUUCUUACGAGUCCGUCGCCGUGGAGGGACUGAUGGGGGGGCAUUCGGGCAUCAACAUUCAGGAGGACCGAGGGAACGGGGUGAAGCUCUUGAUCCGAGUCCUUGAGGCUGUAUUGGAGGGGGUCCCGUCGCUGCACCUGGUGGACCUGAGGGGGGGGGACAAGCACAACGCGAUCCCGAGGGAGGCGUUCGCUACCAUUCUGCUCCCCAAAGGAGACUCCGAUGCCCUUAAAGCUGCCGAAGAAAUCGCCGGGGCCGUUCUCGGCGACCUGAAGAUGGAGUUCGGCACGAAGGAGCCCUCCAUGGCCGUGCAAAUCCGAAAGGACGCCGACGCGGCGGUGGGCACAUGCCUGGGCGCCGGUGCGACGCGGCGGCUGUUGUCGCUGCUGGAGCUGCUGCCUCACGGGGUGGUGAAGAUCUCGCACGAUGUUGAAGGGCUGGUGGAGACCUCGAGCAAUCUGGCUUCCGUAACGCCUAUCGAAGGAGCUCAAGGUGGAGAUGCAGGAGGAAACGGCACGUACGAGAUCCUGUGCUCCACGAGGUCGUCGCUGAGCCCUCCCCUGGAGGCGGUCCGCCGUCGGAUAAAGACGGCGGCGGAGCUCUGCGGCGCCAGCAACGUGCUUCGACGGCAGGCGUACCCGGGCUGGCAGCCAAACCUGCAGUCCAACGUUCUCAAGGUUGCGCGGGAUGAACUUCGAGUCCUGCUGAACGGCGAAGAACCCGGCAUUGAAGCCCUGCACGCAGGCCUGGAAUGCGGCGUGAUUGGCGACAAGGCCCCCGGGAUGGACAUUGUGAGCUUCGGACCGACGAUCGACGGCGCCCACUCUCCGGACGAGCGGGUGAACAUUGCCUCGGUCGGCAAGUUCUGGCAACUGGUUUUGGCCACCUUGGAAGGCCUAGCCACCAAGCAGCAGUAGGGACUAGGGACGAGCCGAGCCUCUCGGCCGUAGGCGGCAACGAGGCAGGCCGUUGACAGCGUUUUUUCUGUGGCAUGGCAUGCUCACGCCGAGGAGGCUUCUCAAGGAAUCCUGGAUGCGGUUGAUUUUUUUGUUUGCGUACCCCGGGACGUGUGGAUCGGUGCUGCUUCUAGCGUGACGAUGUCGUUGUCAAUCCAUCGGGCUUUGGUCUUGGCGGCUGUAGAGAUGAAACUGUGAUCGACAUCAAGGUUGCUGGCUCAUUCCCAUUGCUAAGGCGCGCUCGGUUGGGGAAUACUCGGAGGAAGAAUAUGAAUAGUUCCGGAAAUGCGCAAGCGGUUCGCUCCAAUUUCGGAUGGGCCUCUGAUAGCAAGGGGAUAGUCUAAGGCUGUUCCCCAUUACUGAUCGGCUCGCUUAAUCUAUUGCGCGUACCGUGUUUUAGUUUUGUUCGAUUGUUGCUUUGUCGCUGAAUCCUGUGAUGAUGGUGGGUGAUCCCUGCGCAGCCUAGCCGGAAAAGCCGGACGAGCGGUCGGCUCUUUGAACAUGGAACGGUAAUCGAGAAAGGCUCUCUCUCAUGGAAAACCGCAUGCUGACGCAUGCUUUCGCGCAAGGGUUUGGUUUUGCAGACAAGCGAGAGUGAGUUCACGACGAGGCUCCUUCUCAAGACUGACCGUCACUUCUUCCUUGUUUUGUGCAGCAUUGUUCUUUGGCCUUUUCGCUGUGUGUUCUCUAUCUGAUAAAGC
Messenger RNA from Ectocarpus sp. CCAP 1310/34, 2470 nucleotides. The record is from the annotation of a GenBank genome assembly. Lineage: Eukaryota; Phaeophyceae; Ectocarpales; Ectocarpaceae.